GGUCGAGAGGGCGAGGGUAGAAGUGGACCGAGGCGCCAACGUGGGAGUGUCAGAUUCCUCCGUGGACCCUGCUCCGAGCUCGGGAGGCUUUCCUUACUGGCGCCCUCACCUCCUCACUCGGCGCUGUGUGAACCUGGCUGGAGCGCAGAGGUUUCUGGAGAAACCUUCAUGCCCUCGCUCCUGCCGGAGGGUGGUGGUCGCUGCCCAGCUGGACGCCAGUUCCCUAUCGCGCAGACAUAACAGGGUUGGGUUCCUUCACUUCAUGGGGUCAGCAGACGCCUAAGCGGUGGGCGUCAGCGGCAAGCAGAGCUUAGGCUCAGGGGCGGGACAGGCAGGCAAUACACAGUACAAUUUCAGAUUGUGGAAAGUGACCCCAAGAAAAGAAAAUGUGUGUGGGAGUGUGUUAGGGGUUACCUUGGAUAGGGUGUCGGGGAGGCCACUCUCAAGGUGACUUUAUUGAGCUGAGGAAAUUGUUCCAGCCUGAGGAAACUGCAGGGCAAAGGUGUGGAGAUGUGACCAAGAGCAGGGUGCCUGGAGCCAGUGAGGAAAUGAGCUGUUGGAGGUGGGGCUGGUAAGGAUUUGGGCUUUAUUCUAGAAACAGUGAGAGCUUGUGGGAUUGAGCUCCCCUCAGCCCAGGACUUCCCCAACACUUUCAAAUGGGGACCAGGGGCUGUGGCCAGGCCUGACCCUUAAGCUUCUCUGUAAAAUGGGGAUAAUUUCUACCUCACAGGGGCACACCUGGCCCAACCUGCUGCCCGCUUUCCCCACAGGGCCCAGUCACCCCUCAUACAGGAUGCCUGAGGGCCCUGAGCUGCACCUGGCCAGCCUCUUUGUGAACGAGGCAUGCAGGGAGCUGGUGUUUGGUGGGCGUGUGGAGAAGUCAUCUGUCAGCCGGAACCCUGAAGUGCCCUUUGAGAGCAGUGCCUACAGCAUCUCAGCCACAGCCCGUGGCAAGGAGCUGCGUCUGACCCUGAGCCCCCUGCCUGGGGCCCAGCCCCCACAGGAGCCACUGGCCCUUGUCUUCCGCUUUGGCAUGUCUGGCUCCUUCCAGCUGGCGCCCAGUGAUGCGCUGCCACCCCAUGCCCACCUGCGCUUCUACACAGUUUCACCUGGCCCCGGGCUUGCCCUCUGCUUCGUGGACAUCCGCCGCUUCGGUCGCUGGGACCUCGGGGGCGAGUGGCAGCAGGGCCGCGGGCCCUGUGUCUUGCUGGAGUACGAGCAGUUCAGGGAGAACGUGCUGCGAAACCUAGCAGACAAAGCCUUUGACCAGCCGAUCUGCGAGGCCCUCCUGGACCAGAGGUUCUUCAAUGGCAUUGGCAACUAUCUGCGGGCAGAGAUCCUGCAUCGGCUGAGGAUCCCCCCCUUUGAGAAGGCCCGCACGGUGCUCGAGGCCCUGCAGCAGCGCAGGCCGAGCCCAGAGCUGACCCUGAGCCAGAAGAUCAAGGCCAAGCUGCAGAACCCGGACCUGCUGGAGCUGUGCCACUCAGUGCCCAAGGAAGUGGUCCAGCUGGGGGGCAAAGGCUACGGGCCGGAGGGCGGGGAGGAGGACUUUACCACCUUUCGAGCCUGGCUGCGGUGCUAUGGCGUUUCGGGCAUGAGCUCCCUGCGGGACCGGCAUGGCCGCACCAUCUGGUUCCAGGGGGAUCCUGGACCGUUGGUACCCAAAGGAAGCAAGUCCCGCAAGAAGAAAUCCAAGGAAACACAGCCAGGCCGUGAGGACAGAAAGGAGGACCCUCCACCUCCAAGCAAGGCCCCUUCCAGGGCACGAAAAGCACGGAGGGACCUUCCCAAGCAGCCUGCAGCCCAGGAGCUCGAGCGGACCAGCCUCCAACAGGACCACAGAGCCCCCAGAAUCCCUAAGAAAGGGAAGAGGAGGGGGCGAGCAGCAACCUCAGGCCGCCGGAGACCCCAGAAGACAAAAACUGACACCCCAUCCUUAGAGCCAGAGAGGACCUCAGCCUCUUAGCAGGAGGGUCGCCUUGCUUGCAUCCUUCCCUUCCUGCUGCCUGGCCCUGGAUCUGUCCGGCUUCCUUGAAGCAGGCCCCGUGGCUGUCCCUGCACAACUGUGAUGCUUUUAAAUAUACCCCACCUUCCCCAUUUUUAAAGAUGAUGUGAAAAAUGCUCUGUUUUUUAAAAAUAAACUGAUAAAGUUGAACUCCUAGGAACUUCUGGGUGGGCUGCAGGUCUGGGAAGGCCAGACUGGGAGGGCCUGCUACCUAGCCCUGAAGAUGGGAG
Molecule: messenger RNA, 2235 nt
Organism: Trichechus manatus latirostris (Florida manatee)
Lineage: Eukaryota; Metazoa; Chordata; Mammalia; Sirenia; Trichechidae
Gene: NEIL1
Product: nei like DNA glycosylase 1
Exons: 9
Coding region: 707-1966 (419 amino acids)
Biological process (GO): base-excision repair
Cellular component (GO): nucleus
Molecular function (GO): zinc ion binding; DNA-(apurinic or apyrimidinic site) endonuclease activity; DNA N-glycosylase activity
Source: RefSeq, a predicted model, not a curated record